AUGGCCGUGGAGAAAAGGGAAGAACAGACCAACCCAAAUGGUGAAUCUUCUGAGGACACUGUCGCAGAGGUACAGGAAACUACUGAUGAACAAAAUGACCUGAAAGCAGAAGUCCAUGAGGCUUCAACAGAUCGUCCGGUACAAACCAACGAAGGAGAUGACCCCACAGCCGAUGAGAAGGAACCCCCAGAACCCCGUACAAAGAAAGACCUCAUACCGGACCUUGAAAUAUUCAAAGACUUGGACGAACGUGCAGUCCAGACUCCCGAAGGCCAUGGUACCAUCAAGGACCUCGUUCUCUACCUAAUCGAGACUGCCACAACUCCGCUGGAAAAAGCGCGGAUCCUGUUCCGCUGGGUCGCUACACACAUCCAGUAUGACGUAGUGUCCUACGUCACCGGUGGUCCCAAAGAAGUCACACCAGAAGGCGUGUUCAGGAAGAGGAUGUCGGUAUGUCAGGGCUACGCGGAUCUGUACAAGGACAUGUGCAGCCUGGCUGAAGUAGAGUGCGUCACCAUCAGUGGCCGUUCCAAAGGUGCAGGUUACAGGGUGGGUGAUAAGUUCGGCCCUGGUUCCGACCAUGCGUGGAACGCAGUGGAGAUAGACGGGAGGUGGUACCUGCUGGACUGUACCUGGGCCGCCGGAAACACUGACCUUCAGAAGGGGACCUUUACGUUUGAGUACAAUGAGCACUACUUUUUUACUGACCCGGAAGUGUUCGUUACCGACCACCAUCCAAUGGACAAUCAAUGGCAACUGUUAGAAGAGCCAGUGUCCCUUGAGGUUUUUGAAAACCAAGCGCGUUUUGAGACCUCAUUUUUCAAACUUGGCCUUUUGCCUAAGUUUUUGAGCCACACCAUGAGCCUUGUUUGCACACAAAAUGGCGAAGCGACCAUUUCUAUCUACAUUCCUGAGCCAAUGUCGUUCAUGUACCACCUUUACCCAGCUGAAGGCGGACAUGCUCAGGAUGAAAACGUCUUGCACGAAAUUGUUGACAACAUGGCCCUGUUCAAAGUGGCACCAGCUCAAAAGGGGCAGUUUUUGUUAGAAAUAUAUGGUAAACUUGGUACUGCCAAUGGGCAAUAUAAUCAAAUCUGCUCGUACCUGGUUGACUGUAAUGGUUCAACCACAGAUCAUGUCCCUUUCCCACGCUUACAAACGUUCACGUGGGGUCCAGGUCCAUGGCUCAUUGAUGGAUUCAUUUCUGAUGUCAGUCAUCCGAGGGCCAUAGUUACACUCCCUGAAGGCGAGGCUAAGAUAGAACUCAACUCUGUAAAACCUCUCCAAUAUUUGUGUAACAUUAAGGAAGGUGAUCGUAAAUGUGAUAACUAUGCAUUCUCCCAAGUAAAUGGUCAGACAGCUAGUAUCUUCGUCAGAGCCCCGAGAACGGGCCAGUUCAUUCUCACGAUCUGGGCAAAAGAGGAAAAUGACCAAACGUACAGAAAAUCUGUGUACUAUCUCCUGAGAUGCACUAAAUGUAAAACAACUAUCUCUCCUUACCCGCAAACAUUCGGCAAUUGGACAACCGGUUGCCGUCUGUAUGAACCAUUGGAUGGUCGCCUUCUCGCAAAUCGCCGCGUACACUUUCGGGUCGUACACCCAAAUGCGGUAGAAGUUGUCGUAAUUGCCACCGAGUGGCACAAACUUGCUAGAAACGCAGACGGCUCAUGGGAAGGCGACGCAGACACUGGAGAACAAGGUAAAAUUCUCCAGGUGUCGACAAAGAAGCCGGGUGACACACAGUACUGGACAGUGCUUCAGUAUGAAGUCGUGGCAUAG
This is a messenger RNA of Branchiostoma floridae (Florida lancelet), 1779 nucleotides long. RefSeq names its product kyphoscoliosis peptidase-like. NCBI's taxonomy places the organism in Eukaryota, Metazoa, Chordata, Leptocardii, Amphioxiformes, Branchiostomatidae. The transcript has 3 exons. Bases 1 to 1779 code for a protein of 592 amino acids. The record is from RefSeq and is a predicted model, not a curated record.